Microcebus murinus (gray mouse lemur) is the source of this 2554-nucleotide messenger RNA. Lineage: Eukaryota; Metazoa; Chordata; Mammalia; Primates; Cheirogaleidae. The record is from RefSeq and is a predicted model, not a curated record.
AGGCAAGAUCUGAGGGACCCCAGGGAAACUGGUUGGAAAUGUGGAGAGAAAAGGUACGCAUGCCACUAGGACCUGGUAUCUCUUCUGCAUGGGGAAGUUGGGGAAAGGUACUGAGGUCCUGGAGAGAGAUGUAGAGCAGUGAUUGUGCCCAUGGGGUUUUAAUUUAUGGGUGUGAGAAUGACAACAGGGGCAGGCCAAUGACAUUGAAAGAAGAUAUUUAUUUCUUAUAUAUCCCCAAGGAAGAACCACACCACUUAAAACAAGGCCACAUGGCCACUGAAGCAUCAGAUUUGGUCAGGAGGCAGAAGACAGGAGUGAGGGAAAAGCUUGGGCCAUGGCUUCUGUUAAGGUUCCCGAGAGAAAUACAAGGCAGGACAGAGUGGCCAGCUUAAACUUGGCUAGUUUGAAUAAUCCCAGCACACCUGGGGCACAGGAGCUGUCACUAGCUGUGUGGUACUUGUCCUGUUUAGGAUGAAGGAAAUAUUGGCUUGGUCUGAGAAAGUUAGAUAAAGAGGUAGCUCAGAGUAUAGGUUACGGAUGGCAGGGGAGGUGGAAACAAAUUUGGCUGUUUUCGUGCCCUUGUAUUUAAUGGGUGACAAAUAGAUGAAUGGAAAAUCUAAAAUCUAAGUAAACAUAGUUUGAAGAAACUACUUAUAUACUGAACUGUCUCAAUUUUGGCAGGGCCGUGUGGUCUUUGAGGACGUGGCCAUAUAUUUCUCCCAGGAGGAGUGGGGGCACCUUGAUGAGGCUCAGAGAUCACUGUACCGAGAUGUGAUGCUGGAGAACAUGGCACUUUUGUCCUCGCUGGGUUGUUGGCAGGGAGCCCAGGAUUUGGAGGCACCUUCAGAGCAAAGUGUUUCUAUAGGAAUGUCACAGGUCAUGACUCCAGUGCCCCGCAUAUCUACCCAGAAGAUCCAGCCCAGUGAGACAUGUGACCCACUCUUGAAAGACAUUUUGUACCUGGUUGAGCACAGUGGAAUGCUUCCUGAACAAGAGAUGUAUAUUUCUGAGGCAGAACCUUUUCAGCACCAAAAGCAGAAGAUUGGAGAGUAUCUUUCCAGAAGGGGGGAUUAUUGGAGACCUUCAUUUGAAAAGAACCACAGAGUUCCCAUGGCAGAGAGGACUUUCACAUUCAGCGAGGGUUGGAAGGACUUGCCGGCCACCUCUGGCCUUCUCCAGCACCAGGCCCCUCAAAGUGGGUGGAAGCCUUUCAGGGACACAGAGAAUAGGGAAUUCUUUCAAACUAGACAAAAUGAUUACAAAUGCAAUGAAUGUGGAAAAACCUUCAACUUCAAUCAUUCACUUGUUGAGCAUCAGAAAAUCCAUACAAGAGAAAGGCCUUAUGAAUGCAACAAAUGUGGGAAACUCUUUAGAUAUGGUGCCAACUUCAUGAAACAUCAGACAGUUCACAGUGGUGAAAGGACUUAUGAGUGCAGAGAAUGUGGAAAAUCUUUUAUGUACAAUUAUAGACUCAUGAGACAUAAGAGAGUGCACACUGGAGAAAGGCCUUAUGAGUGUGACAUAUGUGGGAAAUUCUUUAGGUACAGCUCUACAUUUGUUAGACAUCAGAGAGUUCACACUGGAGAAAGGCCUUAUGAGUGCAGAGAAUGUGGGAAAUUCUUUAUGGACAGCUCCACACUCAUUAGACAUCAAAGAGUUCACACUGGAGAAAGGCCUUAUGAAUGCAGUGAAUGUGGGAAAUUCUUCAGGUAUAUCUCCACACUCAUUAGACAUCAGAGAAUUCACAGUGGGGAAAGGCCUUAUGAGUGCAGCAUAUGUGGGGAAUUCUUUAGGUAUAACUCCAGCCUCAUUAAACAUUGGAGAAUUCACACUGGAGAAAGGCCUUAUAAGUGCAGCGAAUGUGGGAAAUCCUUUAGGUACCACUGCAAACUCAUUAGGCAUCAGAGAGUUCACACUGGAGAAAGGCCUUAUGAAUGCAGUGAAUGUGGGAAAUUCUUUCGGUACAACUCCAACCUCAUUAAACAUUGGAGAAAUCACACUGGAGAAAGGCCUUAUGAGUGCAGAGAAUGUGGGAAAGCCUUUAGCCACAAACAUAUACUUGAUGAACACCAGAAAAUUCACAGUGGAGAAAGACCUUAUGAGUGCAGUGAAUGCCAGAAAGCCUUCAUUAGAAAGUCUCACCUAGUUCAUCACCAGAAAAUCCACAAUGAAGAGAGGUUUGUGUGCUCCAUGAAUGUGGGGAGUUCUUUAGGUACAGCUCCAGCCCCAUUAAAUAUCAGAGAUUUCACAAUGGAGAAAAUUUGCCGGUAACGAUUUUAAUUAGAUAUUUCAGUAAUGCUGUAUAAAUUAACAUUUUUACACAACUUAUAUCAAGAACUUGUCUUGGAAAAGUGAAACUCUAUAGCCAGCAAAUGACAACUCCUCAUCCCCCUUUGUUACUACACUGUGUAUCUGUGAAUUUGACAUUGAUUAGUACCUCAUAUAAGUGGAUUCAUGCACUAUUUGCCUUUUUGAGAUUGGCUUAUUUUACUUAGGAUAAUAUCCUCAAGGUUCAUUCACAUUGUAGCGCAUAUCAAAAUUUCCUUCAUUUUUA